Molecule: messenger RNA, 1941 nt
Organism: Dermacentor andersoni
Lineage: Eukaryota; Metazoa; Arthropoda; Arachnida; Ixodida; Ixodidae
Cellular component (GO): membrane
Source: RefSeq, a predicted model, not a curated record
CGAGCCCCUGUGAACUCCGCUAAGGUAGUUUGUACUGACGUCAUUGUGACCGUCAUCUUGGGGUACUAUAGCACUUCGAGAAGCGGCGUAAACAAGAAACGUGACAGCACGACAUGCAUGCCUUGCGCCGAGCGACAAAGCGAUAACUGAUAUUUCCUUAAAGGCAAUCACCAUCAAAAAGCAAAACAAAAUGCGCAUGAUAAGCACGGUGAGAGCUGCGUCCGUGACGUCACGGGAAAACUACUUAUAAGGAGCGCCCGCACAGACGUGGACGCUCAAAUUUUAUCAGCGGCGUCUUCAUAACUUCUUUCAUAACGCGUCUUGAACCCAGAUUUCUACAAGGAUCUGCAGGCUACAUUCCAACGGAAAUCAGCCAUGGCCUAUGUAACCCUGGGUUUCGGCGAGAUCUUCAACACUGCUUAUCAUGUGCUGAACGCUAUCGCCAACGACGUUGGAGAUAGUGACCUCAUGGCGUCCAAGGUCCUGGCUCGGUAUAAGGACAAGGAGAACGCAUCUUCUAGCGCCUUGUUCUCUCCAGUGGACAACGCCAUGAACUAUUAUGACAAGAUGGUCAGCGCACUGAAUGCAGAAGGAAGUUCUAAGGAGCUUCCAAAGAAAGUCGAACGCUCCCUCAGACAAGCAGUGGAAGGCAUGAAAGCAGAGACAUUACAGAUGGCCAGUACCGCUCACAUGCUGAACCACGACAAAAGUAUCGUGAACCCGCAGUCUCUGAGAAUUUACAGGGCGGCUUUCCUGAUGGUGUCCGUGGUGUCGGUAGCCAUCAUAGUGGCGGGUCUUAUCUUCGGCUUCAUCCUGGGCGUAUCCAACUACCGCUCCUACAUGAGGCCUACGCAGCGGAACACCGCGUGCAACAUGGGAGGCAUCGUGCUCAUCUCCAACGCAGGUCUCAUGUGGGCCACGUGUGCCUUCAUCCCGGUGCUGCUGACCUUCUGCUUCCCCCUGGCGGCUCUGCUUGAGGCGUACGUCUGCCAGCCGUACGACGAACGAGACGGAUCCAGCAUGGACGGGAACGCUCAACGUUUCCGCACGCAGCUCUUCGGGGCUGCGGAAACGCAACGUUUGCAAGAAUACGUCAAGAACUCCUCGCUAAACGCCAUCAACAAUUACGCCAAGAGCAUAAUGGACAACCUACAACAAGAUAACCUUGCAAAACAGCUUAUGCUCAGCACGGCAUCGAAGGAAUUCGAUAUCUUUUUGGAUUCCGUGAAAACUGUAAGCGCCUCCACCACCAAACUUCUGGCUUCGAAGGGCCCGACAACUGACGUAGACGUGGCGAUCGCCCAGGAAGUGAUUCUGUUUUUAAACGACUCCUUGGGGAAAGCGGAGGAGAUAAAGAGGGAAGCUACCCAAACGCUCCGUACGAGCGUGGGAGAUUGCGCCGCUGCCCGGAGGGUGGCGUCCAUCGGGUUUCUCGUUGCGUGCCGGAUAGUGUCGGACAACAUGAACGGCCUGUGGCUGUCGCUGGUGUGCUGCCUGCUGAGCAUGUUGGCCGCCAUUCCAGUGACGCUGAUGAUCUCCCGGUACUUCGUGCGCAUGCAACGCUACCUGGUGGACGGCAAGCCACCCGACGAAGAGGUUCGAGACGAGCAGGAAGCCAGGAUGAAGCAGGAAAAACAUCUCAAGGAGCACAUCUUGCAACAGAGUCGCGACGCGCGCUGCCUGGUGAUGAGCUUCGACACGCUCGAAGCGCCGCCCACCCUGCCCCCGGUGUCGGCGGACAGCGGCAGCUCUGAGCUGGCGCGAAUCAUCCCCACCGCUGUGGUGCGCCGCGUGGGCAUCGACGACCCGAAGCUACCCAGGGGCAAAGAAUCGCCCUUCUGCCGGGUGGUGGCGCUCAAGCCCGCAGGCUCCGAAUCUGUGGAGGUGAAGGCUUCUGGAGAGAACGCAAACGCAAAAAGCGUAGACAUCGAGAAGAUAUAA